UGGGACCUGGAUAGGGAUGGCCAAGCCCUGGGUGGGCACACAAGACUCUGAGUGGUGGGAUCCAUAUGGACACGGGGGUUCAAGGGUUGGGCAUGGAGCAACUCUAGGUGGGCUGGUGCAUGCAGUCCCGGGUUAGCACAUGGGACACAGAGGGGUCUGUCACAGGAGGCACAGCUGUGCCCCACUGCCCCCAGCCAUGCCUUCCCUCCCACAGGACGCCAGAUGCCACACCAGUGCCACAGCUCAGCCGUGCGCCAACCAGCAUGGCCAAGCGGCUACUGGUGGCCUACGGGCUGUGGGCUCUGGGGGGACCACUGGGGCUGCACCACCUCUACCUGGGCCGGGAUAGCCACGCUCUGCUCUGGAUGCUGACACUGGGAGGCUUCGGUGCUGGCUGGCUCAGCGACCUCUGGCACCUCCACCAUUGGGUGGCCACGGCCAACAGCACUAGAAGGCAGCACAGGAGGGCUGUGCCAGCGCUGAGCCCCAUACUCCUGGUGGGGCAGGUGGUCGUGGGGACAUAUUUUGGACUGGUGGCCGCGUUGGCACUGCCCUGGGUGCCCCAACUGCUGGCCCAGCCGCUGGCCGUGGGGCUGGGCGUGCUCCUGACAGCCUCCGUGGGCGAGCAGAGCACCAAAGCACACCGCGUCCUUACAGCAGCCUUCCUCACCUCCCUCCUCUUCCAAGCCCAGCUGCUGGCCGUGCUGCCCUCCAGUGUGGCUGCAGGCAUGGCGGCACAGCGGCACCGUUGCUAUCAGCAUCCCGUCGGGCCUCCGUUGCGGCUCCGCGCCCGACUCUUCUGUCUGGGCAUGGCCUACAUGGCCUUCGCCGUCCCGGUGGGGUACAGACUGCUGCACAGCACCGCCGGGGCUUUGGGGUGGGUGGGGACCAUCCCCAUGCGGUCCCUCCAAAGCCUGGCUUGGAUGCUGGGGCUCAAAGCUGGGCCUGGAGGAUGCACCGAGCGGCAGCUGUGGGCUUAUCAGGUUCUUGGCAUCCAGCCCGGCUCUGGCAUUGAGGAGGUGCAGAGGAGCUACCGGGAGCUGGUGAAGGUUUGGCAUCCAGACCACAACAGGCAGCGGGUUGAAGAGGCCGAGCAACGCUUCAUUGAACUGCAGGAAGCCUACGAGGCGCUGGGAGGACCCCGCAGGGCAGCAGCAGGAGGAGGCUGAGCCCGGCAUGCAGGGUGCAGGAGCACUGAUGGGGGGGUUGUAACCUGGGCUUUGUAACACGAGGUUGCUUUGCUUUCUUUGUUUCUUUGCUCAGCGCCAUGCGGUGCUGGGGCCGGGGAUGUGCCCCGUGCAAAGCAAUGCACGAGGUGUCGUGUAAGCUGUUGCACGGGGAUGGUUGCGACCAACGGAUGGGGGCUCGUGCAAAUCGUUGCACGGGGAUCCAUGCAUGUUGUUGCACGAGGAUCUGUGCAAUUGGCUGCGCUGGGGCUUGUGCAAACCGCUGCGUUGGGCACCAUGCAAACCAAUGCACGCGGAUCCGAGGGCAGCAUCACCUGAGGACCUCCCGUCCAUCUCCGAGCCUCCAGGCUUCCAGCAACCCAGCCCGGUCCGAGCGCG
This is a messenger RNA of Phasianus colchicus (ring-necked pheasant), 1565 nucleotides long. The record is from RefSeq and is a predicted model, not a curated record. NCBI's taxonomy places the organism in Eukaryota, Metazoa, Chordata, Aves, Galliformes, Phasianidae.